Messenger RNA from Cercospora beticola, 301 nucleotides. NCBI's taxonomy places the organism in Eukaryota, Fungi, Ascomycota, Dothideomycetes, Mycosphaerellales, Mycosphaerellaceae. The record is from RefSeq and is a predicted model, not a curated record.
AGCGUCACGAUUGCUUUGUUGCUCGUUCGAGUAGUCACCAGCAGAGCAACGGGACUGUACGCGACAAUGCCCACAACGCCUGAAGACGGUCUGAAGACGGACCCUCCCUGCCACCCGCAAGCUUGUGCAAUUCAAGACUGCAUACAGAAGAACAACUACAAGGAGGAGAAGUGCCAGAAACAGAUACGAGUGUUGCAACCUCUUCUACCAGAAGGAAGGCGAUGACGCGAGCACCGUAUCUUGCCCAAAGGCCAAUCUGCUGAGAUUGAAGAUGAAGCAGCGGUCCCAAGGCAUCAAGUGA